Molecule: messenger RNA, 3103 nt
Organism: Sardina pilchardus (European sardine)
Lineage: Eukaryota; Metazoa; Chordata; Actinopteri; Clupeiformes; Clupeidae
Gene: rnf217
Product: ring finger protein 217
Exons: 6
Coding region: 140-1789 (549 amino acids)
Biological process (GO): protein polyubiquitination; ubiquitin-dependent protein catabolic process; positive regulation of proteasomal ubiquitin-dependent protein catabolic process
Cellular component (GO): ubiquitin ligase complex; cytoplasm
Molecular function (GO): ubiquitin conjugating enzyme binding; zinc ion binding; ubiquitin protein ligase activity
Source: RefSeq, a predicted model, not a curated record
GCCGGGUGUCGUUGCAGUUUGGGACAGCUACUCUACGGAUUUACAGAGACCCGGAAGUAGUACAAUCGAGUUGCUCCAUUUGUUUGUGUGAGUUUGGUGGAGAAACGACAACACGCGAAUGACAAGUUGAGCGUCGGUGAUGGAAAAUGAGGGCAUUGUUUUGAAUGCCUACGUGAAAACGAUGCCGACCUUUACAAGCACUUACGACGAAGAUAAUGAAAGCAACAUAACGGAUGAGUCCAGCGAAGUUGGGGCACCAAGCACAGAUUUAGUGCAGGAUGAUAGGGAAACCAAAGUGUGUGUUCCUGACAGUGUUUUGGAACUGCACAAGCACAGACUUGAAAACAAAGACAGUGUUGAAAGAGACCGAAAGACUACUGCGGUGGAUAUUUUAAGAAGAAAUUUCGGAAGGUCUAGAUCACGUCGAAACUUCACUUUCACGGAGGAUUACAGAGAUCCAGAGGAUGUAGUUUUUACAAUUAGCAACAUGCAAAUGGGACACUCCGAAACGAAUGAAGAACACUCGGACCAUAAUGGACAAAUCGAAGUAAAGUUAGAAUGUCAAACGGAAUCGGAAUUUUCCGAUGUAGAAGAGAUUGAAAUUAGGCCGGAUGAUUCAGAAGAAACUUUUGAGUCUAGAGUUAAACCUAAAGACGACGGUAGUACGCGUGAGGUGAAACAACACGUCUACUGCUCCGUUUACUGUAUUGCCAACGACAGUUACAGGAAUUCCGUGGAUAUCACGGACGGCGAAGAGGAUCGGACAGUAACCCCGUGGACAUCCAAUACAUCACUGGAACAAAAUACACAAUCCCCGCAACAGAGUGAUUCGGAGGUCACAGUUUAUCCUGAGCCUUUUACCUUAGCAGAUCUGGUGGAUGCUACUGCUUUGAACAACUUUUAUAACGGGGAUUCAAGUUUGUCAGCUGUGUUAACUUGCCGCAUUUGUCUGGAAGAUAAACACAUAAAGCCGCUACAUUGUUGCAAAAAGGCCGUCUGCGAGGAAUGUCUGGAAACAUACAUCAGUUCACAGGUGCGUGUGGGUCGUGCGGCCGUGUUCUGUCCCAUCACGGAGUGCAGCGGCUUCCUGGAGGAGAGCGUGGUGCUGGCCCACCUGCCGGCCGAGGACGUGGACAAGUACAAGUACUUCCUGGAGCUCAGCCGGCUGGACGCCGGCACCAAGCCGUGUCCGCAGUGCAGCCAGUUCACCUCCCUCAAGAGCCGCGGCACGGGGGCACCCGCCACCACACGCAGUGUAGAGCACAAGUACAAGAUCCAGUGUAGCAAGUGCCAGUUUGUGUGGUGCUUCAGGUGCCAUGCCCCCUGGCACGACGGCCUCAAGUGCCGCGACUACCGUAAGGGGGACAAGCUGCUGCGCGACUGGGCCAGCGUCAUCGAGCACGGGCAGAGGAACGCCCAGAAGUGCCCGCGCUGCAAGAUCCACAUCCAGAGGACUGAGGGCUGUGACCACAUGACCUGCACGCAGUGCAGCACCAACUUCUGCUACCGCUGUGGGGAGAGGUACCGCCACAUGCGCUUCUUCGGCGACCACACCUCCGACCUCAGCGUGUUCGGAUGCAAGUACCGCUACCUGCCCAACAAACCCCACCUGCGCCGCUUCGUCAGGGGCUCAGUCUGUGUGACAAAGCUGCUGUUGUGUCCAUUGGUGAUGGUGCUCACAGUGGUGGUUGGUGCCGUGGUCAUCGUUGUUGCUCUGCUGAUCUUCCCCAUCUACUGCUGCAAGAAGCGCAGGAAGAGACCACAAGGGACCGAGUACUGGUUCUCCUGAAGGGCCCUCCAACUCCACCUCCUCCACCUCCUCCUCCUCCUCCUCCUACCACUCCUCGUCCUCGUCCUCCACCACCCCAUCCUACUCCACUGCUGCUUCUGCUGCUGCUGCUGGUCCAGCCCAGCCCUGGGGUCAACAGAGGACACCGAUGGGUGGACCACAUGGUUACAGAUGAGCAGACAAACCAAAACAACACACACACACACACACCCCUGCCUUUCCUGUGUCCUCGGUAUCUGCAAGAGAGAGAGAGAGAGAGAGAAAAGACCGAACCAACCUCUCGCCCACUAAUGAGGCCGUUUCAGACAGAACCAGACCCAAACAGAGUAGUCAUGUCCUGCUGAGUCAAAUUUAGUCCAGUUAGACUCUCACUCACACACACACACAGACACACCCAGCACACUCACUCCUUUGCCGUUCCAGAUGAAUCCAUCUCUAUGGGAGUGGUUCUCUAGCAUUGCGGUUGCCGAACAGAAGAGACUUUUAAACUGAGACGAGAAUGAAGGAUUUUAGAGAAGACCCAAUUGCAUUUGGAGGAUUUUUUCUUCCCAAUAACACUUUCAACAACAACAAAAACAUUGGAAAACGCUUAAUUCUGCACACUACAAGGACUUGACGUUUGAAUCAACCUAUAACUGUUGAAAGACUUAACUGUUAAUAUACCAUUGCACACUUUUUCCUUAGUCGUAUAGGGUCAGUGGCAUGUUCAGACUCCCCCUAAAAAAUACGGAUAUGCGUUUCUUCCUUUCUUUUUUUUUUUUUUUUAAUUUUCAGGGACUUUCUUUGUGGAGUGUGGAGAGGGCAGAGAGUGUGACAGGUCUGUGGCGAAUAAUUUCUCUGGCCAUCGUGAUAACUGAGCCACAGAUAAGCAAAAGCCUGGCCACUGAGACAUGGUCGGCACAGCCGUUUUGAUCCCAGGCUGCUGAUAACCAGUGGCCGCCAAUGUUGCUAAGCAACUGGAAAUGCUAAUGCGGAGUCAGCGAGCGUAAACAGAUUUCAAAUUAUUAUCAUCGGAAGCACCGCACACACACACACACAAACUCAUUUGAGUUGGCAAUUAACUGUACACGUGCUAUCAAACGUUUACAAACAAAUAUGACUUGUGGUUUAUAGCAGGACUUGUUUACUGAUAUUAAAAGUAUGUAACUUUUUUUUUUUUUUUUAACCUAAUGUAGCAAGUAGCAGGUGUUUCCCAAACUGAUCUGGCACCCUUUCAGACACAGAAUGAAGGCCUCUGCAGGAACCUAGGAUGUUCUGAUCAAGGCCGUUUGAAGAUUCUGAACAGUGUCGAGGAUGACGUUCGUUCGCAGACCU